AAAACCAGAGAUAUUCUUCCAAUCCUUCUCAAACUCUUCUUCACUAUUUCCAUUCUAUAAUGAUGAUAUAAAUCUAUAUAUAUACAAUCACAUUCUCAGUGGUCGAUGUUUUGCUUCGAAAGAAGAAGAAGAAGAAGAAGAAGAAGAAGAGUUGUGAAAACAUAGAAGCUUUCCUCUGUUAAAUGCUCUCUCUUCCCAACUCUCUCUCUGCUCCACCUCGUUUCAUGUCUUCUUUCGACGCCUUCCUUUUCCUCUCAACUUCGUUAGGGUACCAGGAAAACAUAAUAUCUUUUCAAUCCCAUUCCGAUUCCACAGGCUUCGUCAAGCUUGUUUUUUUGUGUUCCAGAUGAGUAAUCCUCAGGUAUUUCUUUUUGGCUCGUUCACCGAGGACGAGACUAAGUCCUUGCUUAGGGCUCAGUCAUCCAAGAAUGGUGAAAAGGCUGUCGAGAAGAAGGUUCUGCAAUUUGGAUCAUUGAAUUUUGACUCUGAGCAAUCUUUUGGUGGCCCUAAAUCUACUGACACAUCUAGCACAGAUCAGAAGGGAAAGCCCCAACAUGCCAAGCCUUUGGAUUCACUUAAGAAGGACAAUGUAGUGAAGAGUGCGAAAACAGCACAGGAUGUUCAUAAUCUACCGAAAGAGAAUGGACAUGCUCAUGUUGCCACCCAUGGUUUCCAGGGAAGUAAUGGCGUGAAAGAGUUCCCAAAAGAUAACGUCGGUGCAACUUUUACGCCCGAGUUAGAUGAUGAAGAAGAUGUCUCGAAGAAUGAAUUUUCAAGUCUGAAAUUGCUGAAUGGGAGUGCUGAAGAUUCAUCAGUACCUUUGUCUAAGGAAGAACCCAAGAAGGCCUCUAUUGGACCGGUUAUUCCUGCUAUCCACUUACUUCCGCACGGGUUAAUAAACUCGGGGAAUUUGUGUUUUGUCAAUGCAACCGUGCAGGCUCUCCUAUCCUGUUCACCUUUUGUUCAUCUUCUGCUGGAGCUAAGAAAUCAAAACCUUCCUAAGGAUGGCUAUCCCACCUUGACUGCGUUUGUGGACUUUGUCUCUGAAUUUGACAUGCCAAUUGGUUCAAACUUGAAGAAGAAAGAUACCAAUGUUCUUGAUAUUGGCAAGCCCUUUAAGCCUGUCAUGUUUGAAGGAGUUUUGAAGAACUUCACUCCAGAUAUUUCUUGUGGCAUAUCAGGAAGGCCAAGACAGGAAGAUGCACAGGAGUUUCUCAGCUCUGUCAUGGAUAGAAUGCAUGAUGAACUACUCAAGCUUGAAGGACAACGCUGGACUGCUGUUGGGAGUAAAUCAUCUGUAGUAUCGUCUUCAGAAGAAGAUGAAUGGGAGACAGUUGGCCCAAAGAACAAAUCUGCAGUGACAAGAACACAAAGUUUUGUUCCUUCGAAACUAAGUGAAAUAUUUGGAGGACAAUUGAGAAGUGUGGUGAAGGCAAAAGGAAACAGAGCUUCUGCUACUGUUCAACCAUUUCUAUUGCUCCAUCUUGAUAUUCACCCUGAAGCUGUACAUACUAUUGAGGAUGCACUUAAGCUGUUUUCUGCACCAGAAACUCUCGAGGGCUAUCGAACAUCAACGACUGCGAAGGGAGGUGUCGUGACUGCAAGUAAAUCAACUAAAAUCCAAUCACUUUCGAAGAUAAUGAUACUGCACUUGAUGCGCUUUGGUUAUGGAAGCCAAGGAAGCACUAAGUUGCUCAAGCCUGUGCAUUUCCCGCUUGAGUUGGUCUUAAGCCGUGAAUUGCUCGUUUCUUCAUCUACUGAGGGCCGAAAAUAUGAACUUGUUGCUACAAUAACUCACCAUGGGAGAGAGCCAUCAAAGGGGCACUAUACUGCAGAUGCGUGCUAUGCGAAUGGUCAGUGGUUGCGGUUUGAUGAUGCGUCUGUAACACCAAUUGGCACGAAUAAGGUCUUGCAUGAUCAAGCAUAUGUCCUUGUCUACAAACAAUUAUAGAUGGCUAAUGAGAAGUUUUUGUCAUUAACUUCCCUCUAAGAGGGGAUUUGUCUCAUUAAUGAUGGGGCUGAUCUGCUUACACUAAUUAAAUGUCAUGUCAGGGCCAAAAUUUUGGCAUAUAGCCAGUGUGUAGCAAAGGAGCUAGACAAGUUAUGGAAAUUUGAAUGUGAUUAUUUAUUCAAGUUUUAUGUCUUGUGAUUUUGUAAGUAUACAAAUAAAGCUUGAAAGGCGAAGAUGUAGAAAAUGAAUUGAGAGGCCGUCAUGAAAGAGGAAAAAGAAAAAG
Messenger RNA from Morus notabilis, 2234 nucleotides. RefSeq names its product ubiquitin carboxyl-terminal hydrolase 24. Bases 347 to 1951 code for a protein of 534 amino acids. The transcript is spliced from 7 exons. Gene Ontology annotation, molecular function: cysteine-type endopeptidase activity; cysteine-type deubiquitinase activity. Gene Ontology annotation, biological process: protein deubiquitination. The record is from RefSeq and is a predicted model, not a curated record. Lineage: Eukaryota; Viridiplantae; Streptophyta; Magnoliopsida; Rosales; Moraceae. Gene Ontology annotation, cellular component: nucleus; cytosol.